This is a messenger RNA of Siniperca chuatsi (mandarin fish), 1328 nucleotides long. RefSeq names its product oligodendrocyte transcription factor 4 (gene olig4). NCBI's taxonomy places the organism in Eukaryota, Metazoa, Chordata, Actinopteri, Centrarchiformes, Sinipercidae. The transcript has a single exon. The record is from RefSeq and is a predicted model, not a curated record. The coding region runs from base 218 to 988 and encodes 256 amino acids. Gene Ontology annotation, molecular function: protein dimerization activity.
GUGACAGUUUAGACAGAUUCACUCCUGUGGACAGACUGAUCAUUAGACUCAACAGCACAAAUUCUGAGAGGAGUGAGACUGUGGUGACACUACAGGGAACAGCUUGCAAGCAGAGAACUAGGAAGCAUCUGUAGAAUAACCCAAGCUACUAGCAUUUAGGGUAGUAUUUUUGGAUAAUAUUUCAAUUUGUGCCCCACUUUCCUCUGCUUCAACCGAGAUGGAUUCCGACUCUGGCUCCACCUGCAGCCGCUCCUCAUCCCCAGACCUGGUGGUGGACGACUCUGCUGGGAGCUUCUUCUCCAACAAGAUGUUCCAGACGUACUGCCAAGAACACAGAGCAGACAGCGAGGCCAGCCAGGGCAGGACGGAGCGCUGCAGUGGGGGCGGUAAGACCAAGACCAGGUCUGACCUCAGCAAGGACGAGGUACAAGACCUGAGACUGAAAGUCAACAGUCGGGAGAGGAAAAGGAUGCAUGAUCUUAACCAGGCGAUGGACGGCCUGAGGGAGGUCAUGCCCUACGCUCAUGGACCUUCAGUCCGCAAGCUGUCGAAAAUCUCCACCUUGCUGCUAGCUCGCAACUACAUCCUCAUGCUGUCCAGCUCCUUGGAGGAGAUGAAAAAGUUGGUGGGGGAUGUUUAUGGAGGAAGUGCUGCUGUCCAGAGCCGCACCGCUGCCCACCCCGCCAUUACCCCUGCAGCCCCCACUGCCCACCUCCCUCUGCAUCCUCUGGCCCAGUCUCUGCACUCUCUGGUGGGCAGCACACCUUCAACUCUCCAGCAUCACUCAACUUCUACAGCCCCACCCCCGCACUCCCCUCCAUCCGCCAGCUUCCUGGGUUUUCAUGCUCCAGUCCAGGGCCUUCUGAAGGACCCCCUCCACCUGGCCAGCUCCUACAGGCACUUCCCGGGCAUGCCCUGCCCCUGCUCACUCUGCCAACCUUUGCCCACCACUACUGCUACAUUACACAGCCUGUCUAUGACCAAGUGAGCAGGACUCUUUUAGAACUGACCUCUACUGUUUGGAUCAACGCAAUGAACCAAGCAGCUCACAGAAGAUUGUUAAACGAACUGCCAAAAUGAUGGCUGGUGCCAGAACUUGUACAUACUGUAUAUAUCUUCUGCCAUGCAAACCGCUGCUACUUUUUUUUUUAUCAUUUAUCUCGUCUGCAUUGUUUAUACAGGAAUAUUCUAAAUGCACUAGGGAUUCUAUCAGAAUAGCAAACACUGUAAUUUAUCUGAUAUCUGUGGUGAUGAAACGUCACAAAUGGAACUGAUGUGGCCUAUUGUGCAGGAUUUCUAUUUUCCUAAAUUAAAAUUUUGUUAUAAUA